AUGGAGAACCAUCUCGCAAACUUCACCACCUGCGCAGGUUUGGUGGUAGUUGCAGUUUGCCUUCUAUACGUGCCAUACCUGUACAGCACAACUGACUCCAUAACCAAUGAUUUGGCCGUCAGAAUGGAUCAAUUUAGAAUCCGUAGCAAUGAAAUAACUGUGGCCCUUCGUGAACGUAGCAGUCGUUAUGGCACUAUUCGUCGCGAAAGGCAGGCACAAGGUGUAUGCAGCUGCAGCGGGCAAAACCUGUGUCCUCCAGGUCCAGGAGGAGCUCCAGGAGCUCCUGGAUUCCCCGGAGAACCUGGUAAACCAGGACCUAAAGGAGCACCAGGUGUUCCUGGACUUCUACCACCACUACCGCAGCAAGAUAACACAGGUAGUUGUAAGGUUUGCCCACCCGGACCUGUUGGUCCACCAGGACAGCCAGGACAACCAGGACCUCCAGGUGAAAAGGGUAUGCCUGGAAAUCCUGGAUUCGACGGACCACCAGGAGAGAAGGGUCCUGGAGGUCUUCCCGGUGCACCUGGGAACCCAGGACCACCUGGAAUUCCUGGACAACCCGGACAGCCUGGAAAGGACGGCGAAGAAGGUGGCACCGGGCCCGCUGGACCACCGGGACCUCCCGGAAUGCCAGGAGGAUCAGGAAUCAAUGGUGAGGCAGGAAGACCAGGAUCUCCCGGACUACCCGGACCACCUGGUGAGAACGGGCCAUCUGGCGAGAACGGAGCAGGUGGGCCACCUGGAACUCCCGGCAGCCCUGGACAACCUGGAGCUCCUGGACCCGACUCCUUGUACUGCCCCUGUCCGAGAAGAUCUCGUGCAAAGGCACGAAAGGCUCGAGCAAAGCACUAA
Molecule: messenger RNA, 852 nt
Organism: Necator americanus (New World hookworm)
Lineage: Eukaryota; Metazoa; Nematoda; Chromadorea; Rhabditida; Ancylostomatidae
Exons: 4
Coding region: 1-852 (283 amino acids)
Molecular function (GO): structural constituent of cuticle
Source: RefSeq, a predicted model, not a curated record